GCUGGUGAUCUUUCGCCGCCCACCUAUAUCAAUCUGCUCUGACUCCGUUCGCUUCUCUGACCAUCAGCAUCCGGUAGCGUUCUUUUUCAGCGACAAUAAAUAUACCCGGCAAUUUCAAACCAUCCCGUGGCACUUCUUCUUCGGGCCUAACACAACGAUGGCUGCACCCUCUGUUUACACGUAUCUCCUCCUGUUCUGCAGCACGACCAUGCUGCUGCUCCUGUGCUCCCCGUUCGCGUGCGCGGCGGGGCUUAGCCUUGACAGCGUGAGGGACUUCCUGACCAGGGAGGAGGACACCAUCGUCUUCAGCCUCAUCGAGAGGGCCAAGCAUCCGCUCAACACGCCGGCCUACUACUACGACGACCCCGCCGCGUGCUUCGGCACCGCCGACCGCCACCGCAAUGUUUCCUUCGCCGAGAUCUUCGUCCGGGAGUCCGAGGCGGUCCAGGCAAAGGCAGGAAGGUACGAAAGCCAGCAGGAGAUCCCUUUCUUCCCUUCCGGAGCGCCCUUCACACUGGCACCUCCAUACAACUUCACAACCGAUCUGCACCCUGCGGCGGCAUCGAUUAACGUGAAUGAUGCCAUCUGGAACAUAUAUUUCAAUCAAUUGCUCCGUUUGCUGGCCAAGGAAGGCGAUGAUGGCGACUACGCUGCAACUGCUGCCUCAGAUCUUGCAUGUCUGCAGGCGCUCUCGAGGAGGAUCAAUUAUGGAAGGUACGUCGCAGAAGUGAAGUUCAGAGGAGAACAGCAGACAUACACAGCUUUAAUUCGUUCAAAGGACAAGGAUGCUUUGACGAAACUGUUGACAUUUGAAGCCCAAGAGGAUGUGGUGAAGAGGAGGGCUGAGAAGAAGGCCAAGGUGUUCGGCCAAGAUGUUACUUUGGACGGACCAACUACUGAAACCAGUGGCAAGAACAGCAGUCAAUCCAGCUUCAAAGUUGCCCCUUCUGUAGUUUACAAGCUGUAUGGCCAAUGGGUGAUCCCGUUGACUAAACAGGUGGAGAUUGAGUACCUCCUCCAUCGUCUUGACUGAACCCAACCUUCAUCCAGCCAGCUAACAUAUUUGUUAACAACUGCACACAACAGUUAUUUAUCGGUACAUAUAUAUUUAAGUGAAGGGACAAGGCAAUAAAACAUGCAGGAAACCUGCAAGAAAUUGUGCAAGCCUACA
Messenger RNA from Brachypodium distachyon (stiff brome), 1171 nucleotides. Its product is annotated as chorismate mutase 2. Lineage: Eukaryota; Viridiplantae; Streptophyta; Magnoliopsida; Poales; Poaceae. The coding region runs from base 158 to 1033 and encodes 291 amino acids. Gene Ontology annotation, molecular function: chorismate mutase activity. Gene Ontology annotation, biological process: chorismate metabolic process; aromatic amino acid biosynthetic process. The transcript is spliced from 5 exons. Gene Ontology annotation, cellular component: cytoplasm. The record is from RefSeq and is a predicted model, not a curated record.